AUCUGGCCCUAGCCUUGCGGAGCUCACAAUUUAUUCUACUCGAGACAUCUGAACAUUCAUCUCGAAGCGUCAACAUCGUGGUCUUGCAGUCGAGAGGCUCGAAAAUCGCUUAUGCAUCCGUUCAACCCCUUGCAGAUCCCCGCGCCUGCACAGACAUGCACGCCCAGCAACCGCAGCUUGGACCCUUGCUGCAUCAUCAACCAAAUGUCGUCUCAGCCGUUGCUCCCUACUCCAUGGCCAACCAUCCCUGAAAAGACAGCAUCUCCGUACAAUCCCUUUGCCGCACAAAACACUCCCAUUGCUGUGGCAGAGCCACUACUCACACUCGUCAAUUCCUCUCCUCAAUUGCGCGAACCUUUGACAGUUGCGCUUCGUCUUGCAUAGCCAUGGACGCAAGAGGGGGAAGAAGGGAGGACAGCACAGCCCAGGCUGACUCCUCCGUUGUCCAAAAUUUCGCCACUGACCUCGACUCCAUGUUCGGCCUCAGUCACGGCAUCGCUACCCUGUCGCAAACCGUGGAGGAGAAAAAGGCGAGUGUGAGCUCAGGGCAAUCCGAGCUCGAGGCACUGGAAGCCAGACUGCGCGAGACAGAGGACAGGCUGCGGAAAGUGUCGAGGGGCAGCUCGCCGGCUCGACAAGCUGAUGCCGGCGCUGCGACCUCCACUACUGCGGCGAAGCAGACCUCACCUCUCACGCAUAGGCCUGCGUACCCGGACGGGAGACCUCCGAGUGCUAGCAAGAGACAGCAGGCCGGAGCGAACCGAGCAGAUUCGAUUGUGGACGAUAUGAGGGAGACGGCUCAAGCACAUGCCUAUAAUGGAAGAGAUGAAUAUGUCAUGGUGGACCGGGGGUAUGGACAAUCGAGAUAGAGAGCAGCGUCGCGUGCGCCGAGAUGGUUCGCUUCAGCUGCGUUGACUUGGUGUCAUCUAAUACGACGGCCAGGCUGACCAAGACGAAGCGAAGCAUGCUUUGCAGAUGAACUCGCGUCGUGAGCCUCAGAGAGCAGUUAUACGUAUUUGCCCUUCUGUCCUUGAACUUCGAUCCUUCCGUUGAUCGUCGAUUGAUUGGUGGCAGUAAGCUUGAGAGUUCGAUGUCCUGCCUUGCCGUAUCUCGGAUACCUCACCAAGAUCGCUUUUCCAAUGGAGUAGAUGGCCC
Neohortaea acidophila is the source of this 1155-nucleotide messenger RNA. RefSeq lists its product as uncharacterized. NCBI's taxonomy places the organism in Eukaryota, Fungi, Ascomycota, Dothideomycetes, Mycosphaerellales, Teratosphaeriaceae. The record is from RefSeq and is a predicted model, not a curated record. The transcript is spliced from 3 exons. Bases 387 to 869 code for a protein of 160 amino acids.